GCUGCCUAUAAAACCUCAAAGACACAUGAGUUGCUCAGCUAGAGUAAUAAGGCUGACUUUGCAGAAUGGAAGAGAAAAAGGUCCUGUUGUUGCUGCUGCUUUUGGUGGUGGCUCUAGUGUCACAGGGUUGCUGUCAACAUUGGUCCUAUGGCAUGAACCCAGGGGGGAAAAGAGCGACUGGCAGCCUGUCUGACACCCAGGACAAUAUGGCUGAAGACCUUCUGAAGAUAGACCCUUCUUGCAGUUUGUUUGGCUGUGCUGAUGUCUCACCUCAUGCCAAAAUGUACAGGCUGAGGGCAUUACUUGCAAGCCUCGCUGACAGACAAAGUGGACUCAAUAAUAUAUAGCAAAUGUAUGCUAGCUAACUCAAUGAAACAUUGCAGUGCCAUCAUUGUGUUUUAUGGUGGUCUUUGUUGGGGGUCCCAUUUUUGUUGGUUUGCAUAUUACAUAGUAUGGCUUUAAAACAGUGGAACACGAUGUCAAAAUAAAAGUGCCAACACAUGAUUGCGA
Messenger RNA from Coregonus clupeaformis (lake whitefish), 510 nucleotides. Its product is annotated as progonadoliberin-1. Lineage: Eukaryota; Metazoa; Chordata; Actinopteri; Salmoniformes; Salmonidae. Gene Ontology annotation, molecular function: gonadotropin hormone-releasing hormone activity. Gene Ontology annotation, biological process: multicellular organism development. The record is from RefSeq and is a predicted model, not a curated record. The transcript is spliced from 3 exons. Gene Ontology annotation, cellular component: extracellular region. The coding region runs from base 66 to 347 and encodes 93 amino acids.